Molecule: messenger RNA, 372 nt
Organism: Thlaspi arvense
Lineage: Eukaryota; Viridiplantae; Streptophyta; Magnoliopsida; Brassicales; Brassicaceae
Source: the annotation of a GenBank genome assembly
AUGGCGUCGCUUCUACUCGGAGCUCCUCCGCGAGUCACCGUCGCAUUACCUCUAUCUUCACCUUCUUCGCGGCUAUCAUCGUCCCAAUCCGAAACUGCUGGUGUUUCUCUAUCUUGCUUCACUCAGCAGCUGUCUCUCUCCGCUUCGUCUUCUUCCAGCUCAAUUCCACUCGUGUACUGUGGCCGAGGCGACCGCAAAACAGCAAAAGGAAAGCGUUUCAAUCACUCAUUCGGGAAUGCGAGGCCACGAAACAAGAAUAAGGGAAGAGGGCCGCAGAGAGUACCGGUCCCUCCUGCACCUCCGAGGAAAGAUAAGUUUGAGAACGACGAGAAGAUCAAAAUCGACAUCGACGAGUCUCUCUUCUCCAAUUAG